Messenger RNA from Mya arenaria, 5898 nucleotides. Its product is annotated as neurogenic locus notch homolog protein 1-like. The transcript is spliced from 46 exons. The record is from RefSeq and is a predicted model, not a curated record. Gene Ontology annotation, molecular function: calcium ion binding. The coding region runs from base 1 to 5898 and encodes 1965 amino acids. NCBI's taxonomy places the organism in Eukaryota, Metazoa, Mollusca, Bivalvia, Myida, Myidae. Gene Ontology annotation, cellular component: plasma membrane; protein-containing complex. Gene Ontology annotation, biological process: establishment or maintenance of epithelial cell apical/basal polarity; heterophilic cell-cell adhesion.
AUGGCUAUCACCCAUGUGAGGUUUAUUGGUGAGAAGACAGUUGACCUUGAACGCGACCUUGCCCGACUGUUAAUGGACGGAGCGCGGCGCGUGAUUGUGGACGGCAAGCAACGAAAGAUGUUAGGGACACUGCUCAUCACACCAGCUAUUGGAGACGGGAAUAUAAAUGUUGUGCCCAUACCUGUAAACCCUGGGACACCGCCCACACCAGGAGGACCUGAGAACAGCCCGUACAUUGACAUGAUGUUAUACAUCUAUAAUCUCACAUACCAGCCGGCCCUCGGUGACCCCAGGACUGUCCUGUACAGGGACUACGCCCAGAGGUUCUGUAAAGAUCUUGAGAAACUAGUACACAGAACGGCAUGGAAGCCAUACUUCCAGAACUGUGACAUCAUUGGAUUCUAUCCCCCUGCUCAAGGAAAAAGGUUUACCUCCCUCCGUGCCCUUCUUAAGGUCGGGGACCCCUUCAUCAGUGCUCCGGCAACCCUUAAGAACAUCAUCAUGACUCAGGCUCCAGAGUUCCCCUUCCCCAUGGACCCCGACGGUCCUCUUAUGACCUACCUUGUUGGCGACAUGCUGGUCAUUCUUGCUGAUGGAGAAUUUGUUGUACGCUACACGCCAUACCAAACGCCAACCACAGCGCUGUUCCCGUCCACAAACAUGUUCACGCAGAUGUCAUUCCCAACGGCGUUUACCUCGUACAGUUUUAUUCCUCCAUCCAUGGGUAUUGGAACCAGCUCCCUGACUGUCAUUGUAUAUAACUCAACUAAUGGGUUUGUUGAUGCGCAGCUGUAUGGCUUCACGUACUCCAAGGACCUCGAUGAUAAAAUGUCCCCAUACUUCCUGCGGCUACAAGAUAGGUUCUGCAAAGAUAUUGACCGUUACUUCAAGAACAGCAACAUGCGUCAGAUAUACCUUGACUGCAAGAUUUCGCACUUCAAGCCUUCUCAAGAUGGCGUACACAACGGGUUUACCUUUAAGCUCACGUUCGCGGCCCCGCUCGGGGACUACCUGCGUGGAAAUAUCAGUGAUAUCAUCCAGAAGAACGCUCCUCAUGAGAUGCAUGGAAACCUGGAGCUGCUUGAUGUUGGAGACUUGAGGCUGAUCUGGAACCAACAUGACUUCAUUGUGUCUGUAACAAACUUUACCGGUGGAGCAACCCAGACAAUCCGACCAUCCAACACACAGAUCAUUGACAGCACAGCUGGGCCAACCGUAUAUUCUGCGACGCUGGCUGACAUAACAUGCGGCAUGUACAACAAGACCUUGAAUUUUAACCUGGAUGACCGCAGCAGCUACGGCUUCCUCCAGCAGCAGGGCAAGUUCUGUGAAGAUGUUGCAUCAUACUACAAGCUGGGUAGACUCGCAGCCAGUUACUACAACAUCUGCUAUGUAGUUAAGUACCGUCUCAACCCGACCAGCAUUAGUUUUCGUGUUAUUUUCGGCGAGCUUCUCUCUGACUCGCUGAAGGUCGCUGUAGUGCAGGAGCUUGAACGUCAUGCCCCGCGUCACGUAAUCGAGCGUACGGACAUGUUUGAGGUUGGUGACCUGAUGCUGAUCAGCGGAAGCUGUAAUGCAUCCCUUAUGCCAGUCAACUACACGGAUAUGAGCACCUACCAGCCCACACCUACCACCACCAUGCCAUCUACCUCGCUCACAUACCAGCCGUGCUUGCGGAGGCCGUGUGGAAACGGGGGAACAUGUAUCGAUGUGACAGACGGGUACUACUGCCAGUGCCCACCUGGAUGGUCGGGUCCCCACUGUAACACAGACAUAGAUGAAUGCCUGGUUCCUCGCUGUAUGAAUGGUGGUGUAUGUGAAAACAGGCCAGGAACCUUCUUCUGUCGAUGUCCGUCAGGAUGGACAGGGGAUAAUUGUCAGAUAGACGUAAAUGAGUGUGCAGCCAGAAACCCAUGCCUGUAUAAUGGCCAGUGUCAAAACACCAACGGCGAUUUCUUCUGUAUCUGCACUCAGGGUCGCACCGGCAAAAUCUGUGAGGAAAAUGUGUAUGAGUGUCAGGAGAAGGGUAUCUGCCUGAACAAUGGGACAUGUGUGGACACAGCGGAGGCGUACUACUGCCUGUGUGCCAUAGGCUGGACCGGAGAGAACUGUGAAAUAGACAUCAACGAGUGUGAUGCGAACCCGUGUCAGCACACUGGCACGUGUAUCAACAACCCGGGCUCCUACAUCUGCUCUUGUCCGCCAGAAUGGAGGGGUCCAUACUGUGAGAGAGAUGUACACGAGUGUCAAGAGAUGCCUGACAUCUGUGAGAAUGGAGGAGUGUGCUUCAAUCUGGUGGGCGGAUACAUGUGUCGAUGUAACUCGGGCUGGACUGGCGUGAACUGCGAGAUAGAUAUCCGUGAGUGUGAUGGGAGCCCAUGUAAGAAUGGAGCUCGUUGUAUAGAGAAGCCAGGCUCGUACGAGUGUGUGUGUCCAGCAGGAUUCUCAGGGGUCAACUGUGAAAGAGACAUAGACGAGUGUAUGAUGUACAACCCGUGUAAGAACAGUGCCACCUGUAUCAACAAGAUGGGCGGUUAUCGGUGUAUCUGCGGGAACGGAUGGACCGGGCAAAACUGCACUACAGACAUUGAGGAGUGCCUUAUUAACCCAUGUAUGAAUGGAGCGACGUGUGAGGAGCUUCAGGGCACGUACAAGUGUAGUUGUCCCCUGGGUUUCACUGGAAACCUCUGUGAUGCAGAGUUCAAUAUAAAUGAGUGUGAGCGAUUUCCAUGCGGAAAUGGGGCCAGCUGCAUCAACACUCUCGGCUCCUACUACUGCCAGUGUCCCAUCGGUUUUACCGGACCUGACUGUAGAACAGACCUGAAUGAGUGUGACACGAGCCUGACAAUGCACCCAUGCCAGAACAACGGCUCGUGCAUGAACUCUUAUGGCUCUUACUACUGUGUGUGUCCCACGGGCUGGACAGGCAUCAACUGUACCAGUGAUAUAAAUGAGUGCAGCUACCAACCAUGUGCUAAUGGUGGCAAGUGUGUCAACAUUCCUGGCUCCUACUACUGUACAUGUGGUGACGGAUUCACUGGCUCCGACUGCGGUGUUGAUAUAGAUGAGUGUGUAGAGUACCGCCCAUGCCUAAAUGAGGGAACAUGUGUGAACACGGUGGGAGGGUACUACUGUCGCUGCCCUAGUGGAUGGACUGGAGAAAACUGUGGAACCUUUGUGGACCUGUGUAUUUCCAUCAGCUGUGAUAAUGGGGGCACGUGUCUGGGAGUCCAGGACAAGCUGUGUGACUGUGCUCCUGGAUGGUCUGGAACAUACUGUAGAGUCGAUAUAAAUGAGUGUGUCACGGGAAACCCGUGCCAGAAUGGAGCAACCUGCUCCAACAACAAUGGUGGUUACAUGUGCAAAUGUCCGCCAGGAUGGAAGGGACCUAACUGCUCCAUCAAGAGUAACGAGUGUUCCCUGAACCCGUGUUCCAAUGGGGCAACCUGUGUGGAUGGCAGUGAUGGCAACUACAUCUGUAACUGCCCUCGACAGUGGACUGGUCCAACAUGCAGGGAAGACAAGAAUGAGUGUACAGAGAUUGUGAACUCGUGCCUGUUUGGCGGCCAGUGUAUCAACACCAUUGGAGGAUAUAACUGUAUCUGUCCUGACGGUCGGACAGGGCAGGACUGUGAACUAGACAUAGAUGAGUGUACAGCCCUUGGCUUCAACCCGUGUAAGAACGGUGCAACAUGUGCCAACACAGACGGCUCGUACCAGUGUUUCUGUGCCCAGGGCUGGAUUGGAUUCGACUGUACCACUGAUGAUGAUGAGUGUGCGAGGGAUACUUGUACAAACGGAGGUCGUUGUAGGAAUCUGCUGGGCUCCUACACAUGUGAUUGUCCUCCCAACUGGAGCGGACCAAACUGCAGGACCAACGUGAACGAGUGCACAGUGUACUCCCCAUGUAUGAAUGGUGGGACGUGUAUUGACUCCCCUGGCUCCUACACUUGCCGAUGUGCCAACGGAUGGACCGGCACUAACUGUACCAUUGACUACAAUGAGUGUGUUGAUGUUGCUGAUCCCUGCCAGAACGGGGGGACAUGUGAAAACAAGGAUGGAUCCUACAGCUGUAUCUGCGCAUUGGGAUGGACUGGACCCUACUGUAACAUUGAUGAGAAUGAAUGUACGGAUGUGACCAUCUGCAAGUUUGGCGGGACGUGUGUUAACUUCCCGGGAGGGUUUAGGUGUGAGUGCCCCACUGGACGGACAGGGGAACACUGCGAAACUGAUGUGAAUGAGUGUGACUUCAGUCGUUGCAUGAACAAUGCAACGUGUGAGAACACGGCUGGGUCGUUUGUCUGCCGGUGUCUGCCAGGCUUUGAUGGGCAGUACUGUGAAAGAAAUAUCAACGAGUGUGAGGUGUAUGCACCGUGCAUGAACGCUCUCCGGUGUAUCGACAUGUAUGGCACGUACCGCUGUGAUUGUCAACUUGGAUGGAUGGGAAAAGACUGUGAUCAGGAUGUAAAUGAGUGUACUAUCGGAGAGGUGCCUGGAGUACCAUGUUUUAACGGUGGAACUUGCACCAAUACCUUGGGUUCGUACAGAUGUCAGUGUCGUCCGGGAUGGACUGGCCAGAAUUGUGAACAAGAUGUGGAUGAAUGCCUCAACAAUCCUUGCCGUAACGAUGGUCUCUGUGUCAACCUCGAGGGCUCCUACCAGUGUCAAUGUCCACAGACAUGGACCGGUGACCACUGUGAUAAAGACGUGGAUGAGUGUUUGCUGUAUGCCCCUUGUCUCCACGGCGGUGUUUGUACCAACAUUGCUGGAGGCUACAUGUGUAACUGCCCUCCCCAAUGGCAGGGUAUUGACUGCCAACUCGACGUGAAUGAGUGUCUUGAGUUCAACCCUUGCUAUAACGGGGGCACGUGUCUCAAUGUGAAGGGAGACUUCCAGUGCCUUUGUUCACCACAGUGGACAGGACCUACAUGUAACGAUGAUUUUAAUGAGUGUAACGUGACCAACCCAUGUCUACAUGGAGGGACGUGCACCAAUACGAUUGGUGGAUACCGCUGCUUCUGUCCACCCGAAUGGUCCGGUGACAUCUGCGAAAAAGAUGUAAAUGAGUGUAACCUGACUCCCCCAGUUUGCCAGAAUGGAGGUACCUGCUACAAUUCCUAUGGAGCUUUCAUUUGUAGAUGUCCUUUUGAAUGGACCGGCCCAACUUGUGGAGAUGACCGUGACGAGUGUAGGGAGAUUCGCCCGUGUAACAACGGGGGUACAUGUAUCAACCAGGCUGGCGGCUAUGUGUGCCAGUGUCCCCCGGGAUGGACUGGCAACGACUGUAAUGUUGAUGUCAACGAAUGUGAAUUUUCACCAUGUUACAACGAGGGUAUCUGUUUCAACAGCAUGGGCUCGUUCACAUGCGAGUGUGCACCAGGGUGGCAGGGACCCACAUGCAGAAACGAUACUAACGAGUGCAUGGUGAACCCGUACAUCUGUAUGAACAGCGGAGAGUGUGUGAACACAGAGGGAGCCUAUCAGUGUAACUGUUCACAGGGCUGGGGUGGAAAACACUGCGAGAAGGACACGGAGCCAUGUCUGCGUAUCCAGUGUUUAAACGGUGGCUACUGUCAGGAGACAUCUAACAACUCCGGCGCCUACAUGUGUAAAUGUCCGUCUGGGUGGACAGGCGACAGGUGUCAGUACGAUCGCGAUGAGUGUGUGGAAAUACGGCCAUGUAAGAAUGGCGGAAGCUGUAUCAACCUGGUUGGUGGCUUCAUGUGUGAAUGUCCACCAGGCCUGGAGGGGGACACGUGUGAAAUAGAUAUAAUUGAGUGUUUACUGCCUUCCAACCCGUGUACGAAUGGAGCGACUUGUACAAACACUUUUGGAUCAUUCUACUGCACAUGUGAAAAAGGAUGGACUGGCCCCUAUUGUGGAGAAGGUAUCACAUGA